Molecule: messenger RNA, 714 nt
Organism: Boleophthalmus pectinirostris (great blue-spotted mudskipper)
Lineage: Eukaryota; Metazoa; Chordata; Actinopteri; Gobiiformes; Gobiidae
Gene: psmb5
Product: proteasome 20S subunit beta 5
Exons: 2
Coding region: 58-699 (213 amino acids)
Cellular component (GO): proteasome core complex
Source: RefSeq, a predicted model, not a curated record
UGUCAGAAAUGAUCAAUAAAGGCAGGAAGUUGCUUUCUCAUCCUUACACUCGAAAAGAUGGCACUUGCUAGUGUUUUAAGUAGUGAUUUUGGUGAUUUUUCUUACGAAAAAUGUCAGCCGGUCGACUUUAUAGGUGGACUGGGUCCUAGCGGAGCGAACUUUGAGUCUGCCCCAGGGGAAAGUCUCAGUUUCACCGUCAGAAAUCCGCUGUGUGCCGAAGCCGAGGAUGAUGGCGAGAGGAAAAUACAGUUUCUGCAUGGGACCACCACUUUAGCAUUCAAGUUCCAGCAUGGUGUUAUUGUGGCAGUGGACUCUCGGGCCACAGCAGGUGCCUAUAUUGCCUCUCAGACGGUGAAGAAAGUGAUUGAGAUCAAUCCAUACUUACUGGGCACAAUGGCUGGAGGAGCUGCAGAUUGUAGCUUUUGGGAGCGUCUUUUAGCCCGUCAGUGCCGCAUCUAUGAGCUUCGGAACAAGGAGCGCAUCUCUGUGGCUGCAGCCUCCAAGCUACUGGCAAACAUGGUGUACCAGUACAAAGGCAUGGGACUCAGCAUGGGGACAAUGGUCUGCGGAUGGGACAAGAGAGGACCAGGUAAAUGCAUAGCUACAAAAAAAAAAAAAAAAAAAAAAAUAUAUAUAUAUAUAUAUAUAAACUGGACCAAAUUAGAAACCUGUCAUUUAUACUUGGCCUGUAAUGAAUGAAGGAUGUAAAACAAA